AUGGAGGGUCAGUACGCCGGCGGGCGAGCUAUGUUGCCUUCAGCCACGAUGGCCGUGGACGACAUCAACAAACGCCAUGACAUUCUACCUGGCUACAGGCUGCAUAUGAAGUGGAAUAACUCCAAGUGUGACCAAGGUAUUGGUAUUAAGGCCCUCGCUGACAACCUCAACAGUGCUGACAACAUUCUCAUGGUGAUCGGCGGGGCGUGCUCUGGUGUAUCCGAGGCAACAGCCAAGGCCUCACACCUGUGGAACCUCGUACAGGCAACCGAAGAUCUAAUAAAGCAGCUCGAUGCGGAGAACAUGACCGUCCUGACGCAGCAGCAGUUCUUCAGCGACCCUACUCUUGAAGUACAAGCACUGAAGCAUCACGAUGCGAGGGUCAUCGUGGGCAACUUCUACCCCCAGCAAGGACGGCGUGUCAUCUGUCAGGCGUUCAGAAUCGGUCUGUACGGAAGGAAGGUGGUUUGGUUACUCCCAGGCUGGUUCGAUCCCCAUUGGUACACGGGAUAUAAUGACACUGCCAACUGUACCACCCAGGACAUCCUGAAAGUGAUAGACAACGCCUUCAGCCUAGACAACGUCUACUACAAUCCGAGCGAUGACGUGUCAAUCUCCAACAUGACGCCAUCGCAGUUCCGGUCGCAAUACACGGAUUACAUUAACCGGACGGCAAACAGCACGUUAAUAUCCGGGCAUGAGCGAGCACCUGUUGCUUAUGACGUGAUGUGGGCAGCGGCCAUUGCGUUGAAUCAAACCAACAACUAUCUACAGAGAAUUGAUGACCCCCGGAGAAUCGAAAACUUCACCUACACAGACAGAGAACUAGGUCAGCUGAUAUAUGAUCACACCCGUCAACUUAACUUCUCGGGAAUAACCGGACGGAUCCAGUUCGAUGACCGCGGGGAUCCCAGGAGCUUUGUCAGCAUCCGGGUAUUUCGAGACGCCAGGAACAUCAUCAUCGGAGUAAGUGACAUCACUGAGGAGGACAUCCGGUGGACAACUUCAUCUACCAACUGCUCUGUGUUCCCAGAUGGGCGUGUCCCCGUGGACAGCGUGAGGGUGGAGGAGAGGGUCAUCAGGCUGCUAGUUGACAUCACAUAUAUUUAUGGGUGUGUUAUUGUAGAUGGGCGUGUCCCCGUGGGCAGCUUGAGGGUGGAGGAGAGGGUCAUCACGCUGCUGGUUGACAUCACAUAUAUUUAUGGGCGUGAUGGGCGUGUCCCUGUGGACAGCGUGAGGGUGGAGGAGAGGGUCAUCACGCUGCCAGUGCCUGUGUACAUCGCCAUGUGUUGUCUGGCUGGAGCCGCCAUGGUGCUGGCCAUUGUCUUCCUGGCGUUCAACAUUGUCUGCAGAAAUGAAAGGAUCAUUAAGAUGUCCUCCCCCAACCUGAACAACGUCAUCCUCAGCGGGUGUGUCAUCACCUACAUAGAAGUGUUCUUGGCGGACCUGGACGGUAGGAGCAGCCAGUGCAAGGUACGCUACACACUCCCGAGAUGCCAGUAG
Messenger RNA from Haliotis rufescens (red abalone), 1503 nucleotides. RefSeq names its product gamma-aminobutyric acid type B receptor subunit 2-like. Bases 1 to 1503 code for a protein of 500 amino acids. The transcript is spliced from 10 exons. Gene Ontology annotation, cellular component: G protein-coupled receptor heterodimeric complex; membrane. NCBI's taxonomy places the organism in Eukaryota, Metazoa, Mollusca, Gastropoda, Lepetellida, Haliotidae. Gene Ontology annotation, biological process: gamma-aminobutyric acid signaling pathway; G protein-coupled receptor signaling pathway. The record is from RefSeq and is a predicted model, not a curated record. Gene Ontology annotation, molecular function: G protein-coupled GABA receptor activity.